CUUGUCCGAUACCGUCUCGCGUUUCCUUCUGACUCUACUUAGCCAUGGCGGGCGUAGUAUCGGCCGAGGAGAGAUUCAAUAUUAUCACUCGGAAUCUUCAGGAAGUGCUGGGCGGGGAGUCAAUCAAGGCGAUACUCGAGCAGGGGAAAAAUCCAAAGUGCUACUGGGGCACGGCGCCCACCGGCAGGCCACAUAUUGGGUACUUCGUGGCCUUGACGAAGAUAGCUGACUUCUUACGAGCGGGCGUAGAGGUCACGAUUCUACUAGCAGAUGUACACGCCUUCCUUGACAACCUGAAAGCGCCCCUGGAGCUCGUGGGGUACCGAACAAAAUACUACGAAUACCUCCUGCGCACCGUGUUCACCUCACUAGGCAUCCCCAUCUCGCGACUCCGCUUCGUCGAAGGGUCAUCCUACCAGCUCACGAAAGAAUACAACAUGGACAACUACAAGUUAUGUUCCAUCGUGACCGAGCACGAUGCGAAGAAGGCCGGCGCGGAGGUUGUGAAGCAGGUCGAGAGCCCCUUCCUUAGCGGCUUGCUGUACCCCGGGCUUCAGGCUCUUGACGAGCAGUACCUCGGUUGCGAUUUUCAGUUCGGCGGCGCGGACCAGCGCAAAAUCUUCGUCUUCGCAGAAGAAUACCUCCCGAAGCUCGGCUACGCCAAGCGCGCGCAUCUCAUGAACCGCAUGGUCCCCGGUCUUGCGGGCGGCAAGAUGUCUUCCUCAGACCCGAACUCGAAGAUUGACUUCCUCGACCCGCCCGAGGCCGUGCGCAAGAAGAUCAAGGCCGCCUUCUGCGAGGAGGGCAACGUCGCCGACAACGGGCUGCUCGCGUUCGUCAAGGAGGUGCUCAUCCCCAUCAGUGAGAUGCGCAUCGAGCGCUCGAAGGGGCAGACGGAUGCCGACCCUGAGGAGGGCAAGAGCGCGCUGGGCGAGCAGAAGCCGUUCGUGGGCGAAGACGCACCCGAGGGCACGGUGUUCACGAUCCACCGCGACCCGAAGUUCGGCGGACCGAGCCAUUACAAGAAUUACGAGGAGCUCAGGGACGAUUUCGCGUCGACGAACCUCCACCCGAAGGACCUGAAGACAGCGGUGGCGGACGCUAUCAACAAGUUGCUCGACCCCAUACGGAGCACGUUUCAGGCGGACGAGGAGUGGCAGAAGGUCGAGAAGCUGGCGUACCCGGAUCCGAAUGCGAAGCCGGAGAAGAAGAAGAAGGUGAAAGUCUACCACCCGCCGCCGCCAGGUAAGGGUAAGAAUGCGCAGCCAGCGACCGAGUCUGGCGCAGCGGAACUGAGCCAACCUACUUCGGAGGUAGCAGGUUAGACACGGGUAGAGCAUUCGAGUACAUAACAAUAGUUAUGCCAUCAGGGGCAUGCUUGUCAGGCAUUCGUGUGUCCGCGGACAAGUGUGUCUUAAGUCUGUACCUAUCAAAAUUUCCUACACCAUGAAGCUGC
This is a messenger RNA of Gloeophyllum trabeum ATCC 11539, 1456 nucleotides long. Its product is annotated as tyrosine tRNA ligase. Gene Ontology annotation, molecular function: tyrosine-tRNA ligase activity; ATP binding. The record is from RefSeq and is a predicted model, not a curated record. The transcript is spliced from 7 exons. Bases 45 to 1325 code for a protein of 426 amino acids. NCBI's taxonomy places the organism in Eukaryota, Fungi, Basidiomycota, Agaricomycetes, Gloeophyllales, Gloeophyllaceae. Gene Ontology annotation, biological process: tyrosyl-tRNA aminoacylation.